This is a messenger RNA of Ziziphus jujuba (common jujube), 2345 nucleotides long. RefSeq names its product cation/calcium exchanger 2. NCBI's taxonomy places the organism in Eukaryota, Viridiplantae, Streptophyta, Magnoliopsida, Rosales, Rhamnaceae. Gene Ontology annotation, molecular function: monoatomic cation transmembrane transporter activity. Bases 366 to 2123 code for a protein of 585 amino acids. Gene Ontology annotation, cellular component: membrane. Gene Ontology annotation, biological process: monoatomic cation transport; transmembrane transport. The transcript has a single exon. The record is from RefSeq and is a predicted model, not a curated record.
AGCUAACAAAGUUCCCACUUUGUAGAACUCUCCCAUGGCUUCAACUUCACCAAAUUCUUCUUUUCUCUCUCUUUCUUUGCACAGAAGAAAAAAAAGAAAAUCCAAUACCAAAUCCAAAAACCCUUUUCACAAGAAACACUAAUAAAGGUUGGUUCUCCUUCAAUAUGCGUUUUGUUUCGUUUUAUUUCCAAGUUCAGUGGAAAAUAGAUGGUUGCCUAAAGAGUCUAUUUUUUCUUUUCCCUGUACCCAAAUUCCUUAACCAUUGAGUAUUCCAGUUUUCCUUUUUUUUUUUUUUUUUUUUUUUUUUUCUUUUUGUUGUUUUUUUGUUUGUCCAUGAAAGCUCAUUUUUACUCAUAAUCUCUUCAAUGGUUUUCAUGGUAUCUGUUUCUGAGCACAAGAAUUAUGUUCUUUUCUUGAAUAUUUCGUUUCUAUUUGUGUCAUGUGCCUUUUUGGUUCUGCAUUUUUACACUCCUGAAGAUUUUCUGGCUCUAAGCACUAAUCAAAACUCCCCAGAGAUCAACAGCAGUGGUAAAGAAAGCUGCAGUAGUUUAAAUAGUUUAGAUGACUACAAAGCCAAGUGCUUUUACCUUAAAUCCAGAGAUCCAUGCGUCUCUGAAGGCUAUAUUAACUAUCUUUACCUUUUCUGUUGCAAUUUUGGGAAUUUUCCCCUUCUGGGUUAUUUCCUUCUCUUGCUUUGGCUUCUUGUUUUGUUUUAUUUAUUGGGGAAUACUGCUUCAGAAUACUUUUGUCCUUCCCUUGAAAGCCUAUCAAAGCUGUUGAAAUUGCCCCCAACAAUUGCUGGAGUUACUCUGCUCUCUCUUGGAAAUGGAGCCCCAGACGUUUUUGCUAGCCUUGUUUCCUUCAUGGGUGGUGGGACUUGUGAAAUUGGUCUAAAUACGGUUCUUGGAGGGGCUUCCUUUGUGUCCUGCGUUGUGGUUGGGAUCAUAAGCGUAUCUCUUCGCAGAAGACGUAUCCGGAUUAACAAGCCUGACUUCGUUAGGGAUGUCUGCUUUUUCCUUUUGGUUGUAGUUUGCUUGAUUGUGGUCUUGAUCCGGGAUGAAAUUGAUGUGUGGAUUGCCAUUGCAUUUCUGGCAAUGUACAUCCUAUAUGUGGUUCUGGUGUACAUAUCCCAUAUUCGUCGGAGGAAUGACGAAGAAGUGACUGAAGGACAUGCUAAUUUGAGUCAUAGUAGUGACUUAACCAUACCAAUCUUGCAAAACAUGGAAAAUGGGAAGCUCAACCAAACAGAGGAAGGGGAUGUUGAAGAAAGGUCUGAAGUCGAGAUCAAAAAGAGCCGCUUUUGUUUAGGAUCAUCAACUUGUUACGGUACGUUGCUUUGCAUACUUGAAAUGCCCCUUUGCUUGCCUAGAAGAUUGACAAUUCCUAUUGUUUGUGAGGACCAAUGGUCCCAGAAAUAUGCUGUUGCUUCUGUAACAUUAGCACCAUUGCUUUUGUCAACCAUUUGGAACCAUGAAAUCGAAAAUGAAACCUUCAACACAUACCUGCUUGUCUAUGGAGUUGCUUUAAUCUUUGGAUUAGCAUUUGGGGCUUUGGCAUCUGUGACUACUGAGAAAUCAAGCCCACCAAAGAAGUGCUUGUUUCCUUGGGUAGCUGCUGGUUUUAUAAUGAGCAUUACUUGGAGUUACAUUACAGCUCAAGAAUUGGUGGGUUUGUUGGUUUCAUUAGGAUAUAUACUUGGUGUAAGUCCUUCAUUACUGGGGCUAACUGUCCUUGCUUGGGGCAACUCACUUGGGGAUCUGAUGACCAAUUUGACAAUGGCUUUGAAAGGAGGACCAGAAGGAGCACAGAUUGCCUUUUCAGGCUGUUAUGCUGGUCCAAUUUUCAACAUCCUAUUUGGCUUGGGCUUGUCUCUUGUAAGCUAUUCUUGGUCUAUAUACCCUUCACCUAUUGUGAUGCCUAAGGAUCCAUAUCUUAUGCAAACAUUGGCUUUUUUGGGAGCUGGAUUGCUUUGGGCACUUGUGGUGCUUCCAAAUAGAGAUAUGAAGCUUGAUGGGGUUUUUGGUGGAGGGCUUGUGGUUAUAUAUAUUGUUUCUCUGUCUUUGAGGCUGAUUCAAGCUCUCGGGUCUUUGCAACAUCCUCACGUAAAUAGCAAUCAGUACUAGCAAUAUGAUUUUGAUCGAAAUUGUAAGAAGUUUUAUUUCAAGAUCAUCCUGUAUAUAAUACAUGUACUAUUGUGUAAAGUGACUAAAUUGCUAAGUUGAAGUCCUUCUAUCUCAUCUGAAGGUGUUUAAAUCUAAAAGUUAACUUAGGACUCCGUUUUAGUAAAAAUGUUGAGCAAUGUUGUACAUAUAUAAUGAGUCUUUGGUGCAAUCACACUUUGUUUA